Frankliniella occidentalis (western flower thrips) is the source of this 3624-nucleotide messenger RNA. It is a transcript of the gene Pgant6, whose product is annotated as N-acetylgalactosaminyltransferase 6. Gene Ontology annotation, cellular component: Golgi apparatus. The record is from RefSeq and is a predicted model, not a curated record. NCBI's taxonomy places the organism in Eukaryota, Metazoa, Arthropoda, Insecta, Thysanoptera, Thripidae. The coding region runs from base 361 to 2109 and encodes 582 amino acids. The transcript is spliced from 12 exons.
UUCUGCUCGAACUCCGGCGGCACCUGUUUGAGAUACUACUACUACGCUGACGAUGGCCGCCUCGUCCGAAACCGAUAGCUGGCCGGGACCGAAAUAAGCGUGCUUUGGAUGCCGACGACCUCCGCUUCCCCGGCGACCAGGUGCUCGUCUCCCCGUAUUUCGUUCCGAGGGCAAUACUCUGCUGACGGCGUCGACGGGAAUCGGUGUCGUGCAGUGUCCGCCCGCGAGGUUAUGUGUGUCUGACAGUUUUGGUCGAAAACAUUGGGAGGCACCCCUCUGACAUGUCUUAAAUGACUUUUCAAGUCUUGAGAUUUUUCUGCCGUUUGUAAUAUACAACAUAUUGAAUUGAAACCUUACAAAAUGCGCGUCAGUAUUAAAAGUCUCUGUAGGUUUUUAGCUUUAUUAGUUGCUACAGUAGUUGUCACUGUAAUAGUUUUCCGAUAUGUGAGAGAGCGUCCGCCAGCUAAUGGCUUAAUAAGACGGGACCAUCCUAAAGACAUUUAUCAGCCUUUAGGGAACAGAAUCAGGAAGCAGGUUGAUACGAAUAUUGAAAGAAUUGACUGGCACAACUAUACCCUUAUUUAUGCAGAAAAGAGACAGAAAGGUAAAGGUGAGCAAGGAAGCAAAGCCUUUCUUUCUGCCAGUUAUGAUGGUGCCAAAAAAUCUAAGCUCUAUGACAGCAAUGGCUUUAAUGCACUAUUAAGUGAUGAAAUAGCACUGAACCGAUCUGUAAAAGACAUACGCCACAAAGGAUGCCACCUAAAACAGUACCGCAGUGAUCUUCCUUCUGUGAGUGUGGUUGUGCCAUUUUACAAUGAACAUCUUAGCACUUUACUGCGAACUGCUAUAAGUGUCAUAACUCGCACACCCGCACAAUUAUUGAAAGAAAUAAUUUUAGUUGAUGAUUUUUCAUCCAAAAACGAACUGAAGGGAGAUUUAGAUUCUUAUAUAGCUGAACAUCUUCCCCUUGUACGAGUUGUCAGACUACCAGAAAGAUCAGGCCUCAUCAGAGCACGCCUUGCUGGAGCAAAACAAGCCAAAGCUGAGGUUCUUGUUUUCCUUGAUUCUCACACUGAAGCCAAUGUGAAUUGGCUUCCACCCUUAUUAGACCCGAUAGCUGAGGAUUAUCGUACAUGUGUCUGCCCUUUUAUUGAUGUGAUUCAAUACGAUACAUUUGAGUACCGAUCACAAGAUGAAGGUGCCCGGGGGGCAUUUGACUGGGAAUUUUUCUACAAAAGACUUCCUCUUCUACCGGAGAGCUUGAAGAAACCUACUGAACCAUUUGAAAAUCCAGUUAUGGCAGGUGGUUUGUUUGCAAUCAGUGCAAAAUUUUUCUGGGAGCUGGGUGGAUAUGACCCUGGCUUGGAUAUCUGGGGAGGAGAGCAAUAUGAGUUAAGCUUUAAAAUUUGGCAGUGUGGUGGUAAGAUGCUGGAUGCACCUUGCUCUAGAGUCGGCCACAUUUAUCGAAAAUUUGCACCAUUUGCUAAUCCUGGGAAGGGAGAUUUUGUUGGACGUAACUAUCGGAGGGUCGCAGAAGUUUGGAUGGACGAAUAUGCAGAAUAUCUCUACAAGCGCCGUCCUCACUAUCGCAAUAUUGAUCCAGGUGACUUAACUGAACAAAAAGCCUUGAGGAAAAAAUUGCAAUGCAAACCUUUUAAGUGGUUCAUGGAAAAUGUAGCAUUUGAUUUGCCCAAAAAGUACCCACCAGUAGAACCUCCCGAUACAGCAACUGGCAGGGUUCGUAGUGCUGUGGCCACUGAUUUGUGUGUUGAUACAGAAUACAAGUCAGAGAGCAAGAGAUUUGGUUUGGCAACCUGUGAUACUGGAAAGACAGAACAGUUAUUUAAAUUGACGUGGAGAAAUGAUAUCAGACCGCAGCAUCGGAAGACUCUGUGCUGGGAUGUAGCUGACCCGGGUAAUAAUGCGGCUGUAACCCUAUUUUCAUGCCACGGUAUGGGUGGCAAUCAGCUUUGGAAAUUCAACAAGGAUAAGCAGUGGCUCAUUCAUGGCGGCAAUCAAAGGUGUCUAGAUUGUGACCCUAGCACCCGACUCCUAUCUGUGACUGAAUGUGAUCCUGAUUCUGAAACUCAAAGGUGGAUUUUUGAAUAGACGCAAUUCGAUUCUUAAGUUAAAAUGACUGAUCAGAUUAAUAUCAAAUAGGUUUCAAGGUAUUGUGUCCAUGAUUGGUUGUCACCUCAAAAUUUCAGAUGUGUGAGUGUUUAGAUAAUGAAUAGACUGUACACCUCCACCACACAAAGAAUUUGAGCGUUGUCAUUUCUUGCCAAUCAGUUGUUCAUAAUUUUUAUUCAUCUUUUAUAUUUUAUCAGUAUCAGCAAUUGGUAGUUUCACUUUACAAUGUUGCUGAAUAUGUUUUUGGUCAAAUUUUGUGCCAAACUGUUUGUCAUUGUUAGUGCUGAACCUUUCUUAGGGUCAUAGAGCUAAUUGAAUCAUCCUCACAUUGCUCUAUUUGAUGUAAAAAAACACUGGUAAAACAAUUCUAGGGCAGCACUUGUAACAAGUGUUUAAGCUUUAAUUUCUUGACGCAUGCAUUAAGUACUCCAAAAUUUGGCACAUUUGGAGUGUUUAAAUGCCUUUUUAAGGCAUUUAGGCCAGCAAAUUAAUUACACUAUUGAAAUGCCCUAAUUUUUUUUAUCAAUAGAGAACUUCCUAAAUCACUAACAUUUAUGCUGUAAAAGCAUCAUAAUCAUUGUGAGAUGUUCUAGUCUUUGGUAUCAGUUUGAAAAAUAGGAGGAGCAGUGUGGAGAAUUUGAUCAAGGACUGCCUUAAAUAGAUAAUAAUUAAUGACUAAUUUCAGGAGAUGGUAUGAUAACUCUCUGAAUUUGUGCCAUCAUUUUAUUCAUGGGAGGUAUAAGAAUUGACAUAUUGCUCAUGUGCAAGUUCUGGUCACAGGUACUUAAAAAUUGAAGGGGAGGAUAAAUUUAGCCCAAAAGAAUGUACUUUAAUCAUAGAGAAGCCUUCACUUACAGUUCCUUCGGACUGAAAGCUUUCUUCCCUUUUUAUGUUCUUUUAACACUUUAGUGGUGUUGCUUUUAAUGCAAGUGUAUCAAAAUUCUAUAUGAAAGCAAUUCAAAGUACCUCUUCAGAUUUAUGUAACUUUACAUAUCAUUUAUCUGUUUGUUCUUUCUUGAUUAUUUUGAUAUCAUUCCACCGAAACAGACUUUGAGUCAAAAGAGGACUCUGUUUUGGAGACUGUUAUGAGUAUGGAUUACAGCUGUGGUAAUCUAUAUUUAUUAUUUUGGGUUUUCCUCUUAUGUAUAUUUUUCAUACUUUAUUUUAAAUGUUUUAUUACAACGGAGCUGUACUGUGAUGAUUUGUCAAGGCGUUUGUUAGCAAGUCUUGUUUUGUGUCAUGCCACUUAUUAUGCCUUUAUUUAAAAUAUGAUGUUCAUUUUACAAUUGCAGUUGAUGCACAUAACUAUUUGAAUUCGAAUUUAUUAGGUGUCAUCUUGAUCUCUUUAUUUUGCUGUAUUCUUGAAGCUUCCUCAAAUUGUGGGCUUCUUUGCAUUUAUAACUGUGUGGUUUGCAUUGAAACUAUUCUUGAAUAGUUUCCACAGCCAGUUCUUCCCCCCUUUUCUGUGAUGAAUAAAUAAUGCUGUUAUUAAUA